AUGGCCUUGACAUGGAGAAUUAUUUCCCUUCAAGAAGUCACCAUCAAUGUCCCAGUUCCUCCAGGUACAAAAUCAAGAUUCUUGGUUGCUGACAUCAAGAAUACUUCCCUCAAAGUUGGACUAAAGGGCCAACCACUAAUCAUAGAUGGUGAACUUUUCAAGGCAGUGAAAGGUGAUGACUAUGUGUGCUAUUGGAGUUUAGAAGAUCAGAAUGAAGUUUCAAUUCUUUUUACUAAGCAAAACAAAUGUGAUUGGUGGAAGAGCUUGUUCAAAGGCGGACCAGAGAUUGUUUCACAUUCGUAUGAGAGAUUAGAGCUAUUGUUGGAGUUUUUGGAUUUCUUGGGGCUUUAUUGUUUGGUCAAUGCUUAA
Messenger RNA from Nicotiana attenuata, 369 nucleotides. RefSeq names its product protein BOBBER 1-like. The transcript has a single exon. The coding region runs from base 1 to 369 and encodes 122 amino acids. The record is from RefSeq and is a predicted model, not a curated record. Gene Ontology annotation, biological process: protein folding. Gene Ontology annotation, cellular component: cytoplasm. NCBI's taxonomy places the organism in Eukaryota, Viridiplantae, Streptophyta, Magnoliopsida, Solanales, Solanaceae.